UUAAUCAUAUGAAUCUAAUUUGAAAAUGUCUUUCUUUGUGGUUGAUUUACUUGAUAGUUAACUGAAACAUUAUUUUUGUGCCUUUCUUGUUAAAUUCAUUCAAACUUUCAAGCUGACUCGAUAGCAUUCUUUCAUUUUAUUUUAUCAUAACUAAAGCGUCUAAAGACUUACAUAGUAAAUUAGAUCUAUUCUUAAUUCUAGAUCGUAGAUGAUCUAUAGUUUCUAUUACUAUUAUUUGUCUACAGUAGCCUAUAUCCCUUUUCUAGAUGAUCUAGAUCUGGAGUGAUUUGAUUGUAAAUCAAAUUCUUUUACGCUAAUUUAUGGCCUAAUUGGAUGUAGAUCUACAUUAGAAUGGUCAAAGACAUAUUCGGAUUUAAAUUAUUAUUCCACUUAAUAUCAUUAUAAUUAAUAUAUUUAUUAUUGCUGUAGAUCUAUAUUGUCAUAGAUAUUCUUUCACUGAUUAUAAUAAUAUAAUCUACAAGUUUAGCUAGAUCCGAAUAACAACUAGAUGUAUACGAAGAUGUAGGCUACGGUAUUAAUUUUCCUAAAUAGAUAUUCUGAUGUGGAAUGCUUCCUUUCAAUUUCAUGCUGUCUUUUCCAUAAUAUUACUUUUUAAUAAUAUAAUAAAUAAAUCGAAGUAUCUAGAUAAUAGACGUAGUCAAAAUCUGGGCUAUCCUGGUCUACUUAUCUACUUAUCUUCUUAUCUAUAUUCAUUAUUCUAUAUUCGUGUUGGUGUGUUUUGCUUUCUACUGUACUGUUACAAUGCCGGGUGGUUCCAGCUGUGCUGUUAUUGGAUGCUAUGCUCAGAGAUCCAAAUGUCGAGGUCUUUCCUUCCACAAAUUGCCAAAGAAAAGUACUAAUAAUGCAUGGCGAAAUGCUCUUAUUACUGCCAUAGAUCGUGUUGAUUCAAGAUUUAACCCUGAUACUGCCAGAAUAUGUUCUCGACAUUUCAAAGAAAGUUGCUUUGUACCCACUGACAGUAGCAAGUGUACAACAUAUAAAAAUUUGUUUUUCAAGAGGAAACCACAUUACCUUAUACCUGGGAGUUUACCAACAGAAUACAUGCCACAAAAUGCAAUAGUUACACCUAAGCAGCUUCCAAGUAAACUUCCAGUACAGCUACCUCCUGAUCCACCACCACUACCAGAAUGUGUGAAGUACAGGCAGUUCUCUGAGCUGAAGAAGGAUGUUUGUAAUCCUGAAUGCUUACCAUCUCCUUGGUGCUUGUUGGAAGCUAAUGAUAAUCAUGUUCUUCUUGGUAUGAUGAAUGACAUGAAAACCUCAGUAAAAUUAAAGCUAAACAUUUCAGAAGAAUUAAUUGUUUCUGCUUCAAUAAUGGAAAAUCCUAUUCCAGAUUUCAUUGAAAGCAUAGAAAAAGUUACAGUUUACAAUUAUUUAAAGUUAUUUCUAUGCCGCAAAUUUUGUCCUGGAAUUGUUGAUGGUAACUUGCAACCAUAUGCAAAUCCAAAAAAUAAUGAAGAUCAGAUUUAUUACAAAGAGUUUAAUAUUGGCAGCCAGGAAACUGUUGUUAGAGCUACUAAAUGUGAAAUACUAAUGAAGCAAACAUCUACUGGUUUGAUAUGUAAAUAUUGCUCUUAUGCUAAACGUUUAUUAAAUAGAAAGUUAUUGAGAGCAAAGUCAAGAUAUAAUAAGCCAUUAAGUAAACAUGAUCCCUUACAUAAAACAACCAGAGAAAAAUUAAUAUCUGAACUAAAAAAUGCUAGAAAGGAAUCUAGUGAAUGUCAAAAAAAAAUUAAAGCAGUUUCAAUUGACUUUGAAAACAGAUAGUGUAGAGCUAAGUAGUCUGUUGAGUAGGGAUAUGAAAGAUGUUAUAGAACAUACAGAUAAUGAAUUGGCAAAGCUUUUUGGGAUGGAGUAAAAAAAAAGCAUUUUCAACUAAAGACAAAGGGGAGAGAUGGCACCCAAUGCUGACCAGACUAGCAAUUUUGAUCAGAAGUAGAAGCCCAGUAGCAUAUGACACUUUAAGAAAAACAGGAAUUUUGAAAUUGUCAGGAGCUUUGACAUUAAGAGACUACACAAAUGCAUAUCAGUCCAAAGAAGGUUUCAAUGAAUCUGCUAUUGAGGAAUUAAAAAGAUUAUCAACAAAAAUAAAAAAAUGAAGUAAGAUUUGUUGUAUUACUCCAUGAUGAAAUGAUUAUGAAAUAUGAUUUAGUAUUUAAUAAAAGAAAUGGUGAAGUUGUUGGUUUUGUAAAUUCUCAUUCUUGGAAUGAGAAAUUUGAAAAAAAUAUUGCCAGCCAUGUGCUAGUUUUUUUUUGUAGCUGGUAUAAACACACAUAUUAAUAUUCAAAGUUGGUGUGUUUGACUUUUUUAAAUAAUGAUACAUGUAAUUAAGAUAUUUUUGGCAUAAAUUUCAAUGUUCCAAAACCUUGUCAGGAGGCUUUAUUCAAUGUUUAUCUUUUUAAAGCUCAAUAAUGAUAAAUGCAAAGGUCAGUUAUGUUUAAUGUAUUGUAUCAGAAAGCUAUGUACAAAUCACUGUGAUGAUACAUUUAUUUAAUUAAACUAAUUUACCAUAUAUAGUUUUCACAUGAUGCAUUUCAAUACUUUAAUAUUCAAUUGUGAUACAAUGAUACCAUUAUAGAAAUUACAACUGUCUUUACAUUUUUAGUGAUACAUCAUAGAGACCAAUAUAUCUUCUAUCUCUUUCUCUCUCUCUCUCUCUUUCUCUCUCUCUCCGUCUCUUUCUCUCUCUCACAUACAUUUCACUAAGUGAUACAUUGUACUAGAAACUCUAACAAUUGUCAUACAUUUUCAUUUAAAUGUCAAUGUGAAUUUCCCAUUGAAAGUUGCUUAUUGUCAAUAAACAAUAAAAAUGAAUAACAAUUGAAACAAAGUCUAAAAUUGUCAAUUAAUUAUGUUAUUAUGAUUUUGAAAGAAAAUGAUCAAAACAUGAUUUAAUAGUUCCUUACAUUAUUGGGUUUCUGUUAUGUGAGAUGUUUUCAACUUCUUUCUGAGGAUUUUUUCUUUUUUAGAUUUAUUCUCUUAUUUUCUAAUACUGUCCAUUAAAAGUUUUAACUUGUGAUAAAUUCUUAUUUUAAAAAACAAUUAGAAUAGUGUCCAAAAUGUAUCUAAUUAUGUCCUCAUUAACUGUAUUAUUACAUUAUUGACUUCAUCAUAGAAAGAAGAUGUAAUAAUUUGGUUGUACAAACAUCUUUGUAAAAAGUUGGACACACAAAUGUUCUUCACUUUUAGUUCAUCUUUACCUCAACUAUGUCUUGAAAUGUGGUUUCAGCUUCAAAAAAUAAUGUAGCUACACCUGGUUUAAUGUAUGUUAGACCAACUCUAUCUAGAUGGAGUGUCAUUAAAUGCUGAUUAUGACCAUUUAAAUUUCUGAUGUAUUCUCAUGUCAUAAAACACAAUUAGAAGAUUAUCCAAAAUUUUCAUCCCUUCAUUGUAACUGUCACUGGCUUCAUAAAAAGAUGGAUUGAGUAAUAAAUGGGUUGCAUACACAUAUUUGUUCAAAAAUAGGAGCCUACAACUCUUCAGAUGUUAUAUCUUCAUAUCCAUCUCUAUGUAUUCACUUCCAGAAAAAAAUUUAGCUACAGAAUUCUUUAAUUUCUUCAUGUCAACAUGAGUUGUUUGGCUGAGUGGCACCCCUAGGCUUAAGUUUGCAUGCUCCCUCUUCCCACAAAUCCACCAAUGAGAUUUGACCACCAGAGUGCACUGAGCAUGCUGUAUACUGCAAGAUGCAAACUUCUGCAUUUUUAAAAAUAAUCUUAAGAAAGAAUUUUUUUUAAUUUAUUUCAUUUUUUGUUUGUUUGAAAUAAUGCCUCAUUGAAUGCAGCUUAUAGUGCUCUUUUCCUCAUCUUUGAAUGUGUGGACUGAUCAUUUUCUAGCUAAAUAAA
Biomphalaria glabrata is the source of this 3863-nucleotide messenger RNA. RefSeq lists its product as uncharacterized. The record is from RefSeq and is a predicted model, not a curated record. NCBI's taxonomy places the organism in Eukaryota, Metazoa, Mollusca, Gastropoda, Planorbidae. The coding region runs from base 763 to 1788 and encodes 341 amino acids. The transcript is spliced from 3 exons.